UUAUUGCGCUGGCAACUUGGCAGUGCCCUUCCCCCCAUCACCUACCUGCUGCUGCUCGCCAUUAACCCCCUCCUUCGAGUUCUUUAUUCUCCAAGCCUAUAAAUCCGCCAUUGCUCGCACUCCAUCCCUCGCCAUUGGAGCAAGCAAGCUCGCUAGCUGGCUAUAGGUAGUACUGGUGGCAGUCUUGCUUGGUUCUCAUUCCUCGAUCUCCUUAUAAUAACAAUGGGUAGUAGGGAGGUGCUCGGUGCGCCGCCGCCGACGACGCUGGGGGCCAAUAAGAACAAGAUGGUGUACCACUACCACCGGUUCAUAGGCCACCUCCCGCUCCUCCUCGCCGGCGCGGCGCUCGUCGCCGCGGCCCCGCGGCUGUCGGCGGCGCUGCCGUCCCCGGCGAACAAGCUGCUGGCGCACGGCCUCCUGAGGGAGCUUGCCGCCCUGGGCGUUAGCGCGCCGGCGCUGGCGGUGGCCUGCUGGGCGGCGGCGGUGGCGGCGUGGGCGUACGCCGUGUCGCGCCCCCGGCCCGUGUACCUCGUCGAACUCUCCGGGUACGUCGCCGGCGAGCACCACGAGGCGUCCCGUGCCAAGACGAUCGCGCACUUCGGUCGGUGCGGGCGGUUCAGCGACGAGAGCAUGGCGUUCCAGAAGCGGAUGCUGGAGCGGUCGGGGCUCGGGGAGCGGACCCACUUCCCGUCGUCACUGGUGAGCGUGCCCGUGGACAUGUGCCUCCGCACGGCGCGGGAGGAGUCCCACGCCGUCAUCUUCGGCGUCGUCGAGGACGUGCUCCGGCGCGCCGCCGUGAGCGCCGCCGACGUCGGCGUGCUCAUCUUCAACUCCAGCCUGCUCAGCACCACGCCGUCCUUCACCUCGCUCAUCGCCAACCGCUACGGCAUGCGGCACGACGUCGUCAGCCACAACCUCAGCGGCAUGGGGUGUAGCGCCGGCAUCAUCGCCAUCGACCUCGCCAAGCGCCUGCUACAGGUGCACCCGGACACGUACGCGCUGGUGGUGAGCACGGAGAACAUCACCCUGAACGCGUACAUGGGCAACAACCGCCCCAUGCUGGUGACCAACACGCUGUUCCGCGUCGGCGGCGCCGCCAUCCUCCUCUCCAACCGCGCCGCCGACCGCCGCCGCGGCAAGUACCAGCUCAUCCACACGGUGCGCACCCACCGCGGCGCGCACGACCAGAGCUUCGGCUGCGUGACGCAGGAGGAGGACGACGCCGGGUGCGUCGGCGUCUCCCUCUCCAAGGAGCUCAUGGUGGUCGCCGGCGAGGCCCUCCGCACCAACAUCACCACGCUGGGGCCCCUCGUCCUCCCCAUGUCCGAGCAGCUCCGCUUCCUCGCCACCGUCGUCCUCAACCGCGUCUUCCGCGCCAGGGUCCGCGCCUACCUCCCCGACUUCAAGCUCGCCUUCGAGCACUUCUGCAUCCACGCCGGCGGGAGGGCGGUGCUGGACACCAUAGAGAAGAACCUCGAGCUCAGCGCAUGGCACAUGGAGCCCUCCAGGAUGACGCUCUGCCGCUUCGGCAACACCUCCAGCAGCUCGCUCUGGUACGAGCUAGCCUACAGCGAGGCCAAGGGGAGGAUCCGGAAGGGAGACCGGGUGUGGCAGAUCGCAUUCGGAUCAGGGUUCAAGUGCAACAGCGCCGUCUGGAAGGCGCUCCGGACGGUGGAGGGAGGCGAGGAGGGCAACCCGUGGACGCCGGAGCUCGACGUGCUCCCCAUCCAAGUGCCCAAGGUCUCGCCCAUCGACGAGACCGCAUACACGUUCCCCGAUGGGGUCACCUACAAGGUUGCCGCCGUUGCUGGCUAAAAUAAUUAAUUAUAUAUUGCAUACGUGAGCGCGUAGUGCGUGGUUUCUUUCUGAUCAUGCAUGCGUGCGUGCAUGUCAUCUAAGCGAGGUCGAGGUCAAGAAGGAAGAAGAAGAAGCAGAAGCGCCGUCAUUAUAUUGCCGGGCUUGAUGAUGAUGGACCGGUGCCGGGCGUAUUAGCUAGGGCUUGAUGAUUUGGUUACUAUUUUGCAAUGAUUUGUAAUGUAAAGCUUGAUGAACUUGCGAUGAAAUUAAUUCCGAUUAAUCCAUCUUGCUAUA
This is a messenger RNA of Setaria italica (foxtail millet), 2091 nucleotides long. Its product is annotated as 3-ketoacyl-CoA synthase 11. Gene Ontology annotation, biological process: fatty acid biosynthetic process. Bases 223 to 1815 code for a protein of 530 amino acids. Gene Ontology annotation, molecular function: acyltransferase activity, transferring groups other than amino-acyl groups. NCBI's taxonomy places the organism in Eukaryota, Viridiplantae, Streptophyta, Magnoliopsida, Poales, Poaceae. The transcript is spliced from 2 exons. Gene Ontology annotation, cellular component: membrane. The record is from RefSeq and is a predicted model, not a curated record.